Molecule: messenger RNA, 5782 nt
Organism: Diorhabda carinulata
Lineage: Eukaryota; Metazoa; Arthropoda; Insecta; Coleoptera; Chrysomelidae
Gene: gus
Product: protein gustavus
Exons: 5
Coding region: 36-1277 (413 amino acids)
Biological process (GO): proteasome-mediated ubiquitin-dependent protein catabolic process
Cellular component (GO): SCF ubiquitin ligase complex
Molecular function (GO): protein binding
Source: RefSeq, a predicted model, not a curated record
GAAAUCGCGGCUUGCCGCGGCGCGGUCGGCAGUACAUGUUUGUCACGGACAUGAUAACUUCUCCCUUUCCGAGCCACUGUUUACUGCCUAACAAUAGUGCUCUAUCUCCUAGUGUACCGAACAAGUUUUUAAAAAGCUUUUUGUGGAACCAACAGUGUUUUUUAACAAUUAAACAAGCUGUAACUCCGUAUGUUGGGUUUUGGAAUAGUUUUUUGUUCUUCCAUCAAUCAGUUCCACUACAAAUUAUGGAAACUAGAUACAAGAGCGGUAGCCGUGGUAGUAGCGUGCUGAGGCAUUUAUCAGGAGGCGGUAUCGUAAGUACUGGCGGAGGUGGGGGCACUGGAGGCGGUGGUGUAGGACGGGUUUGCGAAGUGAGACGUGUAUACAAAGCGGCCUUGGUGCCGUGUAAAACGGCCCGCCGACGGGCUCGUGGAAUGAGCAUGGGCCAGAAGGUAUCAGGAGGAGUUAAAGCUGUCAAUAGAGAUACUGCGGCGCCAUACAAACCCGUCAUUCCGAGAGAAUUGGCGCAGGAUUUUGCGCGUCCCCCUAGACUCGAUAUGUUGUUGGACAUGCCGCCGGCGAUGCGAGAAACCCAAUUGAAAUACAGUUGGAAUCAGGACGAUCGUUCUCUCAAUAUAUUCGUUAAAGAGGACGAUAGACUCACGUUUCACAGACACCCAGUAGCCCAAAGUACCGAUUGUAUAAGAGGCAAAGUGGGUUUGACGAAAGGGAUGCACUGUUGGGAGGUUUGUUGGUCGACGAGGCAACGGGGUACGCACGCCGUCGUCGGCGUUGCCACCGCCGAAGCUCCCCUUCAUUCUGUAGGAUAUCAAAGUCUAGUUGGUAGUACGGACACUUCGUGGGGAUGGGAUUUAGGACGUAAUAAAUUGUAUCAUGAUUCGAAGAACUGCCCCGGGGUAACUUAUCCGGCAUUAUUAAAACCCGACGAAACGUUCAUAGUACCGGAUAAAUUUUUAGUCGUAUUGGAUAUGGACGAAGGUACUUUGAGUUUCGUGGUUGACGGUCAAUAUUUGGGCGUAGCGUUUCGUGGAUUGAAAGGAAGAAAAUUGUAUCCGAUCGUCAGUGCCGUUUGGGGUCAUUGUGAGAUUAGCAUGAGAUAUAUCGGAGGAUUAGAUCCGGAACCUUUGCCUUUAAUGGAUCUGUGUCGACGAGUAAUAAGACAACGUCUCGGUAAACAGCAUCUGGAAGAGAGAGUGAUGAAUUUGCAGUUGCCGCAAGCCUUACAGACGUACCUCUUGUAUAGAGAUCGCAGAUAAUAUCAGGAUGGUUCUAGUGAAGUGUAUUGUUCUAAAUGUAACUGUGUUGUAGACGAUUCGUACGAAUAGAUCGAGCAAAUAUUAUUUAAUCCCCCCCUCCUUCCCCAACACUUUACUCGGAUUCGUGAAAUAUCGAUGGAAAAUCAUCGAUUUGAAUCGCGAUAUGUUCUGGAGAGCGAACAAUUUUUUUUUCCGCGAAAUUUGUUUUAUAUGUCAUUAGAAACAAUUUUUUUUCUUUAUUUUUGUUUCUUCCGGCUGAAAUUCUUCCGUUUUCAAUGUUUGAGCAAAUACUCGUCCAUUUUUAAUGCGUCUUGAUAAAUUUUUUGAUGUUUGAGCACAUGUUUAAAUAUUUUUCGAUGCGCUUCUAAAAUUGUUCUUUAAUUUUUGAAUAGUCGAGCACAUGCUUAACCAUUUUUCGAUCUUUGAACAGUUGUCAUUCCUAUCUUGAUUGUUUGAGCACUAUUUCAUCCAUGUUUUCAAUGUUGCCCGUUGUUUACAAAGUAAUUCUUCCAUAUUUUUAAUGUUUGAGUACAUGUUCAUCCAUUUUUUUACUAUUUGAACAAUUAUUCUUCCAAUUUUCAAUGUUUGGGCCAGUUUUCGUCCAUUUUUCAAUGUUUGAGCAAUUACUUUUUCUUUUUUGGACGUUUGAGUACGUUUUUGACAGAUUUUCAAUGUUUGAAUAACUGCUUUUCCUUUUUAGCAAUAUCUGAGCACGUUUUCAUUCAUUUUUCGAUGCUUUUGCAUUUGUUCUUUUAAAUUUAUAAUAUUUCAGCAGUUGCUCUUACAUUUUUGGAUGUUUGAUCGCGUUUUCGUUCAGUUUUCCAUGUUUGAGCAAAAACUCUUCCAUUCUCAACUUGCCUCAUUGCAAUUUUUCAAGUUCGAACAUAUUUUGUAAUAUUUGAACUAAUGUUUAUCCUUAUUUCAAUGCUUAAGCAGUUUCUCGAUGUUUGAGCACGUUUUCGUCCAUCUUUCAAUGUUGGAGUAGGAACUCAUUCGUUUUCAACGCGCCUUAUUAUAUUUUCAAACGCAUUUUUCAAUGUUUGAGUAGUUGCAAUCCAAUUUUUCAAUGUUUGAGCAUUUGUUCAUCUAUUUUUCAAUGUUUGAGCACUCGCUCAUUCGUUUUCCAAUGUGCGAGCAUUCUAUUCUCAGAUUCCAUUUCCAAUAUUUAACCAAGUAUUUUUCCAUGUUUAAUAACUCCAUUUGUUCAAUGUUUCAGCACAUUUUCAUCCGUUUCUACUAUAUUUGAAUGAAUAUCCUUUUAUUUUUCAAUGUUUCAACAAAUAUCCUUCCAUUUUUUCAAUGUAUGAAAGCCUAAGGACACAAUUUUCCACUUCCAAAUAGUUUUAAAUAUAAAAUGUCUAACGAUUCGUGACGCGUUACUCCAUUUUUCAAAUUUGAGCAUGUGUGCUUCCAUUUUUCAAUGUUUGAGCAAAUACUCUUCCAUUUUCGAUGCUUUUGAAAAAUUAAUCUUCCAUUUUUUUUCAAUGUUUGAGCACUUGUUUAUCUAUUUUCCAAUGAUUGAAUCCUUGUUCAUCCAUUUUUCAAUACUUUAAUACCAAUUUUUCAAUAUUUGAGCACUUAUCUAUCUAUUAUGUAAUGUUUGAGCACAUGUUCAUCCAUUUUCAAUGUUUCCGCACCAAUUUUCUAACGUUUGAGCACUUGUUGAUCCAUUUUCUAAGGUUUGAGUACUUGUUCAUUUUUUUCAAUGCUUCAGCACCAAUUUUCCAAUGAUUGAGCACAUGCUCAUCCACUUUUUACAACUCCAGCACAAAUUUUCCAAUGUCUGAGCACUUGUUCAUCCAUUUUCAAUGCUUCAGCACCAAUUUUCCAAUGUUUGAGCACUAGUCUAAACAUUUUCCAAUGUUUUAGCACUAAUCUAAACAUUUUCCAAUGUUUGAGAACAUGUUCAUCUAUUUUUUAAUGUUCCACCAGUUCUUACCAAUUUUUUCAUACUUUAACGCGUAUUUUAAUGUUUGAGCACUUUUAAUUUUUAUUGUUUGACAAUUUUUCAAAUAUUUAGGCGUUUAUUUUUCCAUUUUUAGAGACAGAAAAUAUUCGUUGAAAAUUUUUUAAUGUUCUAAUAAGUAUUUUCGAAACUUUGAGUACGUGUUUGUUGAUUUUUAUUGUUUGAGCACGUUUCUCUUCCAAAUUUAUAAUUUUUGAAAACUAAAUUAGAUUUUAGAAAGUCGAAAAUGUUUCUCUUUUUCAAUAUUCGUAUUUUUUUACGAUUUGUGUUGUUUUUAUUUGAUCUUUUUAAUUUUCUAGUUCAUUUAUUAACUUUAUAUCGAAAUGAUUUUUUUUCCUCAAAAAAUAUUAAGUAUACAUAUAAAAAUAUAAAAAAAAAAUAUUUGUAAAGCAAAAAAAAAUUAUUUGCUCUUUUCCAUAUGUUGUAACCAAAAUUCCAUCGGUAUUUCAUGUAUAUCGAAUCUUCCAUGUCCCAUGAUAAAGACUUUAUUGCUCGGUCUAAAAAGAAAUUUUUCCAGUUCGGACUGACAGUAAUUUUAACAAAUAAAAAAAAAACAAAUAAAACAAACAAAAAAAACAUAGAAUAAAAUAAAACUUGUACCAUAAAGUAGACGAAGAAAAGACUCCUAGUCUUUUGAAUUUGCAAUUAUUGCUCUGUGAUGUGAUGGUAGUUGAUUGUGAAAGACUUGAGUGAACUUUUGGUAUCGAUACUGGGUGGAAAAAGAAAUUUUUUUUUCUACUGGUUUUUAGUGCAUUUUGUUUUUUUUUUCAUCGACAACAAAAAAAAAUAAAAACGAAAGUGAUUUGAAUCCAAUGUACGUAUUAUAUUAUUGCAUUUUUUAAUGUGUUUUUUUAUUGGUAACUUUAAGGACUACAUUUUCGCUCACUCACCCCCCUUACCGCCCCCGUCCCCCUAAAAAAAUAAAAAACGAAUUCGGGAAAAUGAGAAGAAGAAUUUUGAAAACGUCUGAUUAUAUGUUUGAAAUUAUUUUGAUUAAUUAGAUUUUUAAGAGUUCGAAAUUUGUUCCUUUUUUUAUAUAUGAAUAUAUAUUUAAACUAGAUGGGUUAUGUCUGUGUGUGACAAAAUAUUUUUUAUACGAGGAGUGUAUUUAUGUUUAUAAUUCAAAAACUUUCCGAAAUUUUCAAUUUCCUACAAAGUCAUUAACAUUCUAACCGAUAUAAUCAUGUCAAAAGCGGUAUUAUAAUCUUCAAAUAUGAGAAAAUUAUUCCAUAAAAUUUAUUUUGAAACAUUAUUUGAAAUUUUUUUUCGAAAAUCUAUUUAUAAUCGAAUAUUCGUUUUUAUUUAUUAAUAAUUUUGUUGAUGAAGGCAAGUUUUUGUUUAUAAUUCAAAAAUUUUCCAAAGUUUUUGCCAUUCCCACAAAGUUAUCAACAUUCUAUCCGAUAUAACAAUGUGAAAAGCGGUAUUAUAAUCUUUAAAUAUUAGAAAAUUUUUCUAUAAAAUUUAUUUUGAAACAUUAUUAGAUUAUUUUUGAUUUUUUUUUAAAACGCCCGACAUAACUCAUUGAAUAUUUUUAUAGAGACCCAGGUACACCAUUAAGUACAAUAUGUGAGAUAAUAACGACAAAAAAAUACUUGAGACGCCAUUUUGUGUAUAAUAUUAGCAUGAAAAAGGACUUAGACAAUUCUUAUAGUCGUUUUUUUUAUUUAAUCGAACGUCCUGUUGAAAUGAUGUGUAGCUAUUAAAAGUGAAAGAGACUUUUGUCUUGUUUUGAAAUUCCAUUAAUGAAAAAUUGGCUUCAUGUCAUAUUUAUAUUGCGAAAAUUUAUUUUUAAGCCAAAAGAAUAUUUUUGGAUCUUCCCAGUAGGCAGUAGAAUAUAUUUAUUGUAUUUUAAAUGCACGAAAUUGUAUCAAACGAAAAUAAAUUUUCUGAAACAUUUUAACAAAUUGUUAUUAUUUAAAAAUUCAAAAAAAAACACCCCAAAACGCGAUUUUUGUUGUGCUUAAAUUAAAUAAAAGAAAAACAAAAAUCCUAUAUAAUCGAAGGUUAUUUUAACGACCAUUUUUAAUUUUUGUUCACACCAAAACCGCCAUAUAUAAUGCCCUACAGUUUAUGAUAACAAAAUGUAUAGGUCAGAAUAAUUGCCGCCAAAACAGGUAAUUUAGGCGCUAAAAAAUUCUAAUUUUAAUAAAAAAGUUCAUUAAAUUCGUAAUUUUUAUAAUUUACUAUAAAAAAAUUCCUGAAUUCGUUUGUAUACAGUGGGAGUCUGUAUUCAUGUAAUUGGGAGCUCGCCUAUUUAAGUAUAAAGUAGGGCAGAAAUGAAUAUCUAAAUAUAACCAAAACAAAUCGAGAUUGUACUAUAAGUAGUCAAAUUUUUUUUGAAUUUUUUUUUAAAGUUAGUCUGGUACUUAUCGUGUGACUUCCUCUGUUAAAAUUAUAGAUUCCAAAGAAAUUUCUUUUUGUAAACGAAAUAUGUAUUCAAUUGGACAGUUCUUAUCUGUACAAAUUUGUUUUAAGUUUUCGAGAAUGUUCGAUAAAUAUAUAUAUAAAUACACAAAUUAAAUAAACACUUUUCUUAUAA